AUGGAGAGCGCUGUGGUGCAAGUCACCCUCUUUGGGCUGCUGCUGGUUUUGGCUAGCACACUACCAAACAAGGACGACUGGAACAUCUACAGCUUUCACAUCAACUCCACAGUGACCAGUCGUUAUGCAACCACGGUCAUCACAAGCCGCGUGGCCAAUCGCAUGGACGACUCAAAGGAAAUAGAGUUCCAGGUCCGGAUUCCCAAGAACGCCUUCAUCAGUAAAUUCAGAAUGUUUAUAGAUGGCCAAGUGUACGAUGGUGUUGUGAAAGGUAAAGAGAAAGCUCAGCAGCAGUACACUGAGGCUGUGUCCCGUGGCCAAAGCGCUGGGCUUGUCAGUUCUGUAGGGAGGACCCUUGAGGAAUUUAAGACCUCUGUGACUGUGGCUGCCCACAAAAAGGUCACCUUUGAACUCACAUAUGAGGAGCUGCUGAAACGCAAGCUUGGCAAGUACGAGCUGCAAAUCCACGCUCGACCCAUGCAGCCUGUCAAAGACUUCAAGGUCGAUGUGUACAUUAAUGAGAAAGCUGGUAUCAAUUUCAUCGAGGUUAAAGGAGGACUAAGCACCAAAGCCCUGGCUAAUGCCAUCACCAGAACACAUGCAGACAAACAGGCGUGGGUGUAUUUCUACCCAACAGAGGACCAACAGAAAACAUGUGAUGGCUGUGGAGAGCAGGGUAUGAAUGGAGAUCUGGUUAUUGUUUAUGAUGUCAACAGGGACACCUCACUUGGAGACAUCAAGACAUCAACUGGAUACUUUGUUCAUCACUUUGCUCCAUCUAGUCUUUCCCGCAUACCAAAAAAUGUUGUCUUCGUUAUUGAUCAAAGUGGCUCAAUGAGUGGCAGAAAAAUGCAACAGACCCGAAUAGCAUUAAUCCACAUCUUGAACGACCUGGCAGAGGAUGACCACUUUGGUCUUAUCACUUUUGAUAGCAGCAUUUUUCACUGGAAAAGAGAACUUGUUCAGGCCAACAAGAAAAACCUGGAGAGUGCUAAGACAUUUGCACGGAAUAUUCAAGAUAGAGGAGCCACAGAUAUUAACGCAGCAGUGUUGGAAGGAGCGCGUAUGCUGAAUGCACAUCCCAGAGAAGGUUCAGCGUCUAUCAUCAUACUUCUCACCGAUGGAGAUCCAACCACAGGGGAGACAAAUCUUGAACGAAUACAAUCAAAUGUCAGAAGGGAUAUUGCAGACAAGUUCCCACUCUACUGUCUUGGUUUUGGUCAUGAUGUCAAUUUUGAGUUCCUUGAGAAGAUGUCACUGCAGAACAAUGGUGUGGCACGACGGAUUUAUGAAGACUCUGACGCUAAUUUACAGCUCAAGGGUUUCUAUGACGAGGUGGCCACUCCUCUGUUGACAGAUGUGACAAUGAUCUAUAACGGAGGGACCAAUCUAACCCAGACUAACUUCAGCCAGUAUUAUAAUGGCUCUGAGAUUGUGGUGGCCGGUCAGAUCACUGACAACGACAUUGAAACCUUCACUCCACAAGUUGUAGCCAUUUCGAGGGAUAGAAGAGUGACAUUUUCUAACACAAACGCCACCGUGGAGUACACUGGGACAGAUUUUGACAGCCACAUCCAGAGGGUUUGGGCCUACCUCACAGUCAAACAGCUUCUGGAGAAAGAGCUGCUGUUUUCUGGACCUGAGAAGGAGAAUGUGAAGAAAGAGGCCUUGGAGCUGUCGCUGAAGUACAGCUUUGUAACCCCACUUACAUCCAUGGUGGUCACCAAGCCUCUGGGGGAGAACACAGAUGUGCUCCAUAAACCUAAGGAAGAGCUUCAACGGCGUGCGGACACUUUUCUGGCCUUUGAGGUCGACGGAGAGGGGGACGGCAGCUGGGCGGACCGACGCGACACCGUCGACGCCCUGGAGCCGCUGGAAGAGGGCGUCUUCGACGGGCACGAGUCCGAUGACUCGUCUCCCCCGAACGACGACUCUCUCACCGGGUUUCCUUCCUCCCCACUGGGAGGACUGGAUCUGGAGACAGGGAUCGAUGCUUUUCCGCUACGGCUCUCCCCGUCUCCAGAACGACCAGAGGCACCGCCUCAGCGGUCUUCCCCUCUGCCGCAGGUGGCUCCACCCUCCACCACCAAGGUUCUUUUUAUGGACCUGCCGGAGAUCAUAAAAAGGGCGGCGGACCAGAGGGGCAUAGCGCUUCCAGCGGAGCCUCCAGCCCCCUCUCGCGGCCUCCUGAGCGGUGACAUCUACUCUCAGGAGCCGCCGUCCAAACGGGCCCCACUCUGGCCGCGCUUCACGGAGCUUCGGCCGUUCGUGGAGGAGGCUCUCUCUCAGCCAGGGAAACUGAGGGCGCCAGUCUCGCGCUAUGCCCCGUUCACACGGGUUCAUGGCGACACAGAGGCAGGCUUUCCUUCGGUCCCCCCUCUGGAGCAGAGCCUGGCGUCGAUCCUGCUUCCGAAGGCUACCUUCUUCGGCCACCGGAAGCCGACCCCCCCGUCCCCGCAGGACCAGGUUUGCGUCCAAGUCACUGACCGGUCUCACCAGUGUGCGGCCCAGGGCUUAGCGGCGCAAAACAACAUAGCCUUGCUAGCCUCCGCCGUCUCCGCCAUGGCCACCAACCCGGAGGCCCUUCCUCCGGAGCUAGCUACGGAGAUCGGCAAGGCUAUGACCGCCAUCCUCACCCUCAGCACGGCGACUACGGUGGUGUUGUCGAGGAUCCAGGCUUGGCAGACUGUGGCCCAGCGAAAUAUCUGGCUCCACAUGUCACAGCUACCCACGGAGGUCAGGCGCGAGCUUCUGUACGGUCCCAUAGCUCCCGAUGGACUAAUUGGACCUCAUCUACAGACAGCCACAUCCCACCUCCACCAGGCAGCCGAAGAGGCAGAGCGGCUACGGCGGCUUGGCUCCUGGAAGGCGGCACCUCAACAACAGCGCCACCGCUCCACCAGCCGCCACAAGAGGAAACGCCCCACAGCCUCUGCUGCGGCUGCGCCCUCCCAGGCUUCGAUCUCCGCCCCUCCGCCUGCCCCACCGCAGCGACAGCCGGCCCCCGGCCCCCGACCGGCAGGCUUCACGGGGUCGAAGGAUCAUGAAGGCGGCCCCCACCUGGUCUAA
Molecule: messenger RNA, 3069 nt
Organism: Perca flavescens (yellow perch)
Lineage: Eukaryota; Metazoa; Chordata; Actinopteri; Perciformes; Percidae
Product: inter-alpha-trypsin inhibitor heavy chain H3
Exons: 14
Coding region: 1-3069 (1022 amino acids)
Source: RefSeq, a predicted model, not a curated record